Molecule: messenger RNA, 1746 nt
Organism: Hyphopichia burtonii NRRL Y-1933
Lineage: Eukaryota; Fungi; Ascomycota; Pichiomycetes; Serinales; Debaryomycetaceae
Exons: 1
Coding region: 1-1746 (581 amino acids)
Biological process (GO): regulation of DNA-templated transcription
Molecular function (GO): DNA-binding transcription factor activity, RNA polymerase II-specific; zinc ion binding
Source: RefSeq, a predicted model, not a curated record
AUGAAGUCAGGGAGGGCAUCUAACGCUUGUGACUACUGUCGGUCACGUAAGAUAAAGUGUGACGAAGUGAAACCAAAUUGUUUCAAUUGUGAUAAAAAAAAAAUCGCUUGUACUUAUAUUAAAAGAAUUGAACCAAGUAAAUUUGAAAAAAAUUUAAAUGUAUUAUAUGAAAAAGUUAACAAUAUUGAAGAAAAAUUAGAAUUGUUGAUAAGUUUGAAUCAAAGAAAAGAAGAAAAUAUAAAAAAUGAUAAUAUAAUUAAAACAGAAGAAGAAAUUUGUAGCUCAAAUUGUGAUUUAAAGUUUGAUAAAGAAACAAAUGAAGUAAAUUUUAAUCUUUUUUUAAAUAAUGAAAAUUAUUUAAUACCAGAUUUAUCACCAGAUUUAGAAAGAAGAAAUUCAAUCAUCAUGAUCAAUGAAGAUGAAUACUCAUUCAAGUCAAGAUUAAAUCUAUCAAAGAUUCAAUCAAAAUCAAGUGAAAUAUCAAUGAAUUUAAAUGAUUCAACAAUAAAUGAAUUAUUAGAUUGUUUCUUGAAUCAUGUUUAUCCCUUUUACCCAAUAGUUUGUGAAAAAACAAUUAUAAACUUGAAAAAUGAAAUAUUUCAAACUGGAUUAGUUUCAAAUUCUCAAACUUGUACUUUUUUAUUAGUAUUAUCAUUAGGAGAAAUUAUUAAAUAUUCAAAAAAUCAUGAUUAUUGGCAAAAAAAUGAUUAUCAAAAAUCAGAAAUUAAUAAAAUUGAAGCACCUCCAGGUUAUGAAUACUUUUGGUUAUCAAGAAUGAUUAUUGGUAGAAUUAAUGCUAGUGUUAAUAUUGGAUUUGAAACCAUUGUUAUUCAAUUUUUAUCAGCACUUUAUUAUUUUAAAAUUGGUCAAAUUUCUGAUUAUCAAAAUGAAUUAUUAAUUGGAUCUUCUCAAUUAUAUAAAUUCAUAAAAUUUGAAGGGAGUAAACAUAAAGAACGAGAUUUAUUAUAUCGAUUAUAUUGGGUAUUUCUUCAUUUAGAAAGAAAUUUGAAAAAUAUGGGACAAUUGAAAAAAUAUUCAACUUUAGUAAAAUUACAAUCAAAAAUGAAUAUUCCAAAAGGUUGUGAAAAUAUUAUUAAAAAGUCAAUAUUUGAUAAUGAUAGUAUUUAUUCAACUUGUUUUAUGCAAAAUAUUUUCUUAUCAAAUAUUAUCGAUAAAUCCUCCACGAUUUUACAAAAUUUGGAUUUAUAUAAAUUAGAAGACAUAUGGAAUAUUUGGAAAAAUUUCGAACUUGAAAUUAAUAAUUGGAAAAUUUUUUUACCUUUUAACUUUAAUUGGGAUAAUGAUUUAAUACAAAUUGAAAACUUAAAUGAUCAAAAUAAAUUAGAAAUUGAUUUAUUGAAACUAAAGUAUUAUCUAACCUAUAUUACUAGUUGUAAUAUUCUUAUUAUUAAAUUACAAAAUAUCCCUCCAAAUAAUGAUCACUUGAAAAUUAUUGAAAAAUGUAUCACUUUCACCAUUAAAAGCUUGAAAUUGUUUUCGAAACAAGAAUUGAAAAUUCUCGAUCCCAAUUCAUGUUUCCAAAUCUUAUGUGUUUUGAAAAUUUUCCAAGACUGUUGUAAAAUUUUGGAUUUUAAUAAAUUUAAACAGGAUCAUUCUCUUUUAUUUCUAAAUUUUGAUCAUUUUCUUUCAGAAUCUUAUAAAUUGAUCCAAUGCUUUGCUCUCCAUUCUCCUUUGAUCGACCACGAGUUGAAUCAAAUGAAGAACCAGUCCUUGUUGAGUUGUUAA